AUGUACCUAUCUGCCCUGGGCGUACUGGCUUGCCCACACUGUAGAGCCCCGUUCAUCCUUUCAUGCACAGCUCUUCAGAGGGACGAGUUUACUGACCUCCAUAAGCGAGCAAAGGUGUCUGCCAUUCUCACUCGAGCGUGCUGGAAACGAAUUUUGAACUCGUGCAUUGCUGGAAAGAUAGCUGUCCCAGAGAAAUACGCACUACAUGAUAGCGACGUCGUUGAUCCAGAAGCCCUCACCGAUGAAGAGGUCGACCAAUUUUACGAGCUCCUUUUUCUGCAGGCCGUUGUGGAGGGGGAGCUCAUCUGCAGCGGCUGCAAUAAGGCUUAUGAAAUUCGGAAUCGCAUCCCCAGACUUACCCUGCUUUCUUGA
This is a messenger RNA of Giardia duodenalis, 372 nucleotides long. Its product is annotated as Trm112p-like protein. Lineage: Eukaryota; Fornicata; Diplomonadida; Hexamitidae. The transcript has a single exon. Bases 1 to 372 code for a protein of 123 amino acids. The record is from RefSeq and is a predicted model, not a curated record.